Molecule: messenger RNA, 4116 nt
Organism: Uranotaenia lowii
Lineage: Eukaryota; Metazoa; Arthropoda; Insecta; Diptera; Culicidae
Exons: 3
Coding region: 1-4116 (1371 amino acids)
Biological process (GO): DNA integration
Molecular function (GO): nucleic acid binding
Source: RefSeq, a predicted model, not a curated record
AUGGAUCACAACCAGUUUAAAGUUUUCAUCGACCAACAAGCCAGAUUUUUUCAACAACUUGUCCAGUCGGUGAGCAGUGGAAAUGGAUCCCGAGGAGGAGAAUCCUCAACCCAGCAGCCAUGUGCCUCUGGAGUUUCCGUUCCCCUACCGUCCCCUUUGGCAUUGGACGGUGAUAUGGCCGAAAAUUACGAUUUGUUCGAAAGGAGCUGGCAGGAGUAUGCAAGCGCAAUUGGUAUGGAUCAGUGGCCAGACACGGAUAACAAGAAAAAGGUUAGUUUUUUGCUGUCCGUAAUCGGGGAGCCGGCCAGAAAGAAAUUCUUCAAUUUUGAGCUGACCGAAGAGCAGAAAGUGAACCCGGAAGCGGCUCUUAGAGCAAUUAAAGCGCUAGUAGUGCCGAAACGAAACUUGAUCGUGGAUCGUCUGGAUUUUUUCGGGGCAAUGCAAUUUUCUGGUGAAUCAGCUAACGAUUUUUGCUCCCGGCUGAAAAUGCUUGCUAAACUCGCCCGGCUUGGUGAUCUCGCUACGGAAUUAGUUACAUUUAAGCUGGUCACUUCUAACAAGUGGUCACAUCUGCGGACAAAAUUGUUGACCAUUACGGAUGUCACUUUGGAGAAGGCGAUGGACCUUUGCAGAGCUGAAGAAAUCGCCUCGUCUCGUGCAGUCGAACUCGGCGCAGGAAACCAGCAAUCGGAAGUGAAUAAAAUAAAAAAAUCGAAGGAAAAACCGGAGAAACUACCCCUUUGUAAAUUCUGCGGGGAUCACCACGAGUUCAUCAAAGGAAAGUGUCCAGCAUUCGGAAAGCGGUGCACCAAAUGUGGAGGAAAAAACCACUAUAGAAAAGUGUGCAAAUCGAAUGACAAAUCGAAGAGUCGUCGAUUUAAAAAAGUGAAAGAAGUGAAAAAUAGUGAUACAGAAGAGUCGGACAGUGAUUCGAAUUGUGAAACGUCUUCGCAAGAAAGUGAGGCAGAGUACGAAAUUGGAAAAGUGUAUGACAAUUCGAAAACUGGUGGAAGUGUUUUGGCCGAACUGGACCUAAAAUUUAACAAAAAAUGGAAAGCAGUUAUGUGUGACUUAGACACUGGUGCAAACACAAGUUUAAUUGGCCAUGAUUGCCUAGUGAAACUUUCUUGCGAUAGUCGUCCUGCUAUCCUGCCGACGAAGUUCCGACUACAGGGGUUCGGAGGAAACCCAAUAAAAGUGAUUGGACAAAUAAAAGUGCCCUGUCGUCGACGUGAUCGAAAGUUUAUCCUGGUACUCCAGGUAGUGGAAGGAGAUCAUCGACCGCUGUUGUCUGCUAAGGCAUCCCGUGAGCUGGGGUUCGUGAAAUUCUGUCAAUCGGUUUCGUUUACGGAGCCAACAGCAAACCAAGUGGAGCGACUGCUAAACAUCUACAGAAUUGAGGCUCAAGGAUUAGUGAAUGAAUAUAGUAACCUCUUCAUUGGAUAUGGAAGGCUGCCCGGAGAGGUCUCUCUUGAAGUUGACAGUUCGAUAACGCCGUCAAUUCAACCACCCCGGCGUGUCCCAAUAGCGGUUCGUGAUAAGCUGAAGAAGGAAAUUGAAAUGCUCGAAAAAGACGGUAUAAUAGUCAAGGUAAACCGACACACCGAGUGGGUAAGUAACCUCGUAAUAGUCCAACGGGGUGGGCCAGACUCGGGGGUUCGUAUCUGUUUGGAUCCAGUACCUUUGAACAAAGCCUUAAAACGACCCAACUUGCAAUUUGUUACCCUUGACGAAAUUCUCCCGGAACUGGGAAAAGCAAAAGUGUUCUCUACCGUCGAUGCUCGAAAAGGUUUUUGGCAUGUAAUGCUUGACGAAGCCAGCAGUAAAUUGACCACCUUUUGGACUCCAUUUGGCCGGUACCGCUGGACUCGUUUGCCUUUCGGUAUUGCACCAGCACCCGAAAUUUUUCAAAUUAAGCUGCAAGAGGUAAUACAGGGGUUGAAGGGGGUCGAGUGCAUUGCCGAUGAUCUUUUAAUUUAUGGCGCAGGUGAUUCCCUCGAAGAAGCUCUGAUUAACCAUAACGAGAACUUAAAACAACUAUUUUGUCGUUUAGAACAACAUAACGUCAAAUUAAACAAAUCCAAACUUAAGUUGUGUGAGAGAUCGAUUAAAUUUUAUGGCCACAUACUUACGGAUCAGGGUCUCCAACCAGAUAACGACAAAAUAACAGCUAUUCGAAACUAUCCGACUCCAUCAAAUCGUAAAGAGUGGACUACAGUUGAGCAAGAAGAAUUCGAAAAAGUUAAAGCUUUGGUUUCAAACAGUAGCACUCUGAAAUAUUAUGACAUAACCCAACCGCUUACCAUCGAAUGCGAUGCAAAAAGAAACUACGCUCAAAUCGAAAAAGAGCUAUUGGCCAUUCUAUUCGCCUGUGUACGUUUCGAUCAGCUGAUAGUAGGGAAUCCCAAAGCUACAGUUAAAACCGAUCACAAACCUCUCAUAGCGAUAUUCAAAAAACCAUUGCUUUCCGCCCCCCGCCGAUUACAACACAUGCUAUUAAAUCUACAACGUUACAACUUAUCGGUAGAAUUUGUAACCGGCAAAGAAAAUGUGGUCGCUGACGCUCUCUCACGUGCUUCUACGGCUUCAUCAGAUCUAGAUUGCUAUAAGAAGAAUACCAUCUACAAGAUUUUCAAGAAGGUUGAAAAUGUUAAAUUGAGCUCAUUUCUGAGCGUGUCGGAUAGCAAAAUAAAAGAAAUCAUCGAGCAAACUGAAAAUGACCCCACGAUGCAGCUGAUUUUGCGCUACAUUCAGAAUGGUUGGCCAGUCUCCGUUGACCAGGUACCCGAUAGUGUGAGAGUAUAUUUCAGCUACCAUAACGAACUGUCCACUCAAGAUGGCUUGAUUUUUCGAAAUGAUCGAAUUGUCGUUCCUCACAUUCUUCGAAGAAACCUCAUUGACAGCUGCCAUACCAGUCAUAACGGUAUCGAAGCGACUUUGAAACUCGCUCGCUCCAAUCUCUUCUGGCCUGGAAUGUCAUCGCAAAUAAAAGAUGUUGUUCAACAAUGUACCAUAUGUGCCAAAUACGCUCCAUCUCAAUCCAAUCCCCCGAUGUUGAGCCAUGACAUUCCUGUUCAUCCGUUCCAGCUCGUUUCAAUGGACGUGUUCUUCGCGGAGUACAAAGGAGCAAAACGUAAUUUCCUUAUUACUGUGGACCAUUACUCCGACUUUUUCGAGCUCAACAUUUUAAAAGAUCUCACCCCCGACUCUGUGAUUGCUUCGUGUAAGGAAAAUUUCUCUCGACAUGGGGUUCCGCAGCGGGUUGUCUGUGACAAUGCCACCAAUUUUACCAGCCAAAAAAUGGUUAAGUUUUCAUUGGAUUGGGAUUUCCAGCUUGUCUCUUCCGCUCCCUAUCAUCAACAGGCCAAUGGGAAAUCCGAAGCUGCCGUGAAAAUCGCCAAACGCCUAUUGAAGAAAGCAGAGGAGAGUGGUACGGAUUGUUGGUACGCUUUAUUGCACUGGCGCAAUAUUCCAAAUAAGGUGGGUUCAAGCCCAGCAACUCGCUUGUUUUCACGAUCUACUCGUUGUGGUGUGCCGGUAGCAGCUGAACGAUUGUGCCCAAAAGUAGUAGAAAAUGUUCCACCUGCAAUUGAGAAAAACCGUAAGAAAGCCAAGUACUACUACGACAAGAAAUCGAAGCCACUACCUGAGUUGCAAAAAGGAGCUCCGGUACACGUACAACUUAGACCUGACACAUCCAAAACCUGGUCACCAGGCACAAUAGCCAACCGCCUCAACGAUCGUUCGUAUUUGGUGAAUGUUGAUGGUGUGGACUACCGUCGCUCGCUGGUACAUUUGAAGCCACGUAAAGAACCUGAAACACCGCCUCUCAGCUUGCCAUCCACGGUUCCGAAUCCAAGCGAAGCAGUUUAUCACAAUCCUAAAGACUCACAACCGAAUUCCUACACCCGAAAUGACGAUUUCGCCGAUGGUCAAACUCAACAUUCCGAGAAACAGCCAACUGCUUUGUUUACCCGAAAUGAAAACACAUCGCCUGCUGAGUCUUCGAAAAUGGGGCAACCGCCCACAAGCACGGAGAAAAAAACACAAGCGCCGCGCCCAAAAAGGAUCGUUCGUGCUCCAGCAAAACUCAAAGAUUAUGACCUGGACUUUUAG